CUCCCAGGAAAAAGGUGGCGCGAGUGUCUCAACCUCAGAUGUUCCCUCCCUAAAUGAGACCCCUGAUAUACCCAUCAAGAAUCUCUUUCCGGCGAAGCUGGAGGCGUUUUGGGUACAGUGGGUGCUGCAGACCUUCCUCCAUCUGGAAUCGCAGUCCUAUGUCUGGCCUGAGGGCAUCUUUCAGAACGGCCAGCCACACAACCAGGCCUUGGCUUGCAGGACAGAAACUUCGUCCAAACCUCGAGCUUCCAGACCCACUGCGCAUGCGCCGGGUGCAAACACGGUGUUCAGCUCGCACAACGGUCUCUUGCCUCUCAGAACAGCUCUCCGUCGAGUGCUGCAGUGUCUGUGGAAACUCUUUCAUCUGAACCAGGAGGCAGUGGUCAUUCUCAGUCCUGUUUACCGCGAUGUUUACAGCCCGGGGCUGUAGGAGGUCAUGAACCCACACCGGCUGACAAUCGUCCUUGCCCUUUCUGGGACGGUGACUUUGACUUGCUGCUCAUCCACCGGCACCUCGGACUCGUCGUCUGCGAUGUCAGGGUGGCUGGCGAUGUCCUGCAGCAGAGGAGAGGGUCGCGGACCAACGGCGUGCAUCACAGAGACGUGGCGCGUGUUGACGUGCUGCAUGACGUCACGUGUGUUCUUCACGACGUUGUGCUGCAGCUGGACGCAGCUGGCGGGUGGCUGUCGCGCGUCGUGUCGGACGUUGCACCUGGACUUCGCGUCAUCAAGAUCGUGGCUUUACCGAACCUCCACGAGGACUUGCUGAGGGAGGUUCUUACAGGGGACCUGCAGCUGCAAAAAGAUUUGAGUCGUUGUCUGGAGGCGGAGGAGGACACCGAAGUUAGCGCCCACUUCCUCACAUCUGACCACAUGUUUGAUAAAGUGCCGCCCAAUGAAAUCAACAAAUCGCUGACAAACUAAAAGACUGGUGGCGCCACCUAACGGUUCGACAUGGUCGUGACCACAGCAUGACUGCUGACGUGUACAAAACUCUGAUCGCCAGGCUCUGGGGGUCAGCCAGCACCGUGACAGUGCCAUGCUACUCACUGCCCAGACUCAGUUUGGAAGCAGAGGACGGGUCAGACCAGGUGCUGGACCUCAAGACAUCACCGCACACAUCCCGCUGUCCCAGAAGCAAGCUCACCUCCUCAAGAUGGCUCCACCCAAAGUCUUUCUGGCCGGACCCCCGGGCACCGGCAAAACCGUGACGUUGCUCCUGGCGGCCAAGGAGUGGCUACGUCAUGACCACGUGGUGUGCGUGGUGAGCACGUGGGAGGGCAGCUGCGUGGCCUGCAUCACGUUGCACAGCUUGCUGCAGCGCUAUGCGGAGGUCAAGGGGCGGGGUGAGAAGCUGAAGUUACUGGAGUAUAAUUUCAGGGACGAAAAAGAAAUCGAGAGGGCGGUGGAGGAACUGGGGUCAAUGGUCAGGGACGGAGAGCUGUUCAUCGUCGCGGACGAAGCGGGACCUGACUUACUGUACAGGCCUGAUGACUACUUUACAACCUUCCCAAAGCCGCGCUUCCAGUUGUUCUGCGACAAGCUGCAGUCACUGAUCCCCGCCUGCACCUGUGGGCCGCCAGCUGCCGCCAGGGGGCGGCUCACCCGGAUUGGGACGUGCACGUCUUCACAAAGCCCUUCCGGUACCCGGCGUCAGUGGUGCGGGAGGUGGCCAAAGGCCAACGAAUUUCACGCCGACGUGGAGGAGUACGACAAGGAGACUGCGCACACUCCGCGUGACCCCUCCGUAACCUUUCUCUACCAUGAAGGUGAAGGUCACACCGGCGAGCACCCAGGAAGCUGCUUUGGCUGCGGGAUGGAGAUAGCAGAGGCAUUGCGCCGUCUGGGGUUGGGGACAAGUGACCUUUUAUGCUCUGGAUUAUCAACCAGUGACCUCCCUUUAUCUGACUCCAUGAACAUGGACACACCAGUCGUCGCUGCUAGCCUCAUCAGUGAUGCAAUGAUGUCUCAAUCUUUCACAACCACUUGGCUGCCGACACACCCAGCAGUUCACCGCCAACCACCACCUCCACAACUUGCGAGCCUGGUUCAGCAGCAGCGCCAUCUACCGCACGCGAUGGGAGCUGGGUUUCAGGGAUGUCGUGGUCAUCUGCACUGGUCACCUGCGCAACAACAGCGGUGUGGUGGAGGGUCUGCGGAGGGCAGGGCUGCCGGUGCGAGUGAUAGAGGGCGGCAGCCGUAGUGACGUGCAGGACGUAGCUACGUCCAGCAGUGACGUAGUGUGGGUGCUGAACGGCGCGCAAGCUCGCGGCUUGGAGAGGAAAGUCGUGGUGUGCGUUCGUGAACGAGUAUCGCCACUCCGAUGUGUAUCACCGCCUGUACCCCAUGUCGCGAUGCACCUCUCACCUGGUGCUGGUGUACCCCUCCUCACCUGGCGAUGGCCGCCCAGUCCCUGACGUCAGCGCUGCUUGACUUUAUUGAAGAUACGGUUUGAAUCUCAUUGGAUGGCGCCAGUAGCUGCUGCUGCAAAAAUAUUACACAAGAUGACAGAAAAAUCAAAAUAACAUCGCAUUAUUCUAACCACCAGGUUCAGGAAGCUUCCGUUAACUUAUUGAUAAGUUCUUGUCAUCCUGGAGUGAAAGAGAGAUGAAAAAACACAAUCGCAUUCCUUUGUAGACUAUUCACAUUCCCAUCCAUCUUUCUCUACAACAAACGUUUGUAGACAAAUUUCUCACCUUUUCCAGUUUUGGUUUUUUUUUCUUUCCUCUCCUUAUUUCUCCUCUCCUCUGCCUAGCAUCGCUCAUUCGUUCUUUUUAUUUAUUUUUGUAUACACACAAUAAUACACAAAUAAAUAUACAGGAAUAUGUGCACAUAUGUAAGAUUUUUUAUUAACUCAUUUUAUUUACUUUGUCGGGGGUGAAUGGUAUCACUCUAUGCAAUCUUUCUCAGUAGAAUAAAAGUAAAAAUAAAACUCGCACUGUGUCUGAAGCCUU
This is a messenger RNA of Pomacea canaliculata, 2954 nucleotides long. RefSeq lists its product as uncharacterized. The transcript is spliced from 6 exons. The record is from RefSeq and is a predicted model, not a curated record. Bases 1040 to 2203 code for a protein of 387 amino acids. NCBI's taxonomy places the organism in Eukaryota, Metazoa, Mollusca, Gastropoda, Architaenioglossa, Ampullariidae.